Molecule: messenger RNA, 3293 nt
Organism: Leptopilina boulardi
Lineage: Eukaryota; Metazoa; Arthropoda; Insecta; Hymenoptera; Figitidae
Gene: pigeon
Product: protein pigeon
Exons: 10
Coding region: 90-3068 (992 amino acids)
Biological process (GO): positive regulation of amyloid-beta formation
Cellular component (GO): trans-Golgi network
Source: RefSeq, a predicted model, not a curated record
GUUUGCAAUUGUUGACUUAUUUUUGUUUCCUCUAAAAACACAAUAAUUGCGACUAAAUGGCAAAAAAGUGAUUUUUAUACAUUAUUAACAUGGCAGACAAUCUUGCUGCUCAAUUAUGUCUUCUUUUAGAACAAAGCAACAUUUCAGCGAUACAAUGGAAAUUGUUAGGUCAAGAGAAAGAUGGUUCUAUUCUUUUAGGAUGGGUGGAAGAAAUUCUGUCAAAUAACGAACUCAAGUCUUAUUCUGUGAUAGGUCGAUAUGACCGAUUAAACAAUAAACUAGAGAUUUUACAUAAAUUUCCCGAGAUAAUAAAUCUUAUACAAGCGACAAUUAAUCAAAGCCAUUCGAUAUUAGGAUAUAUAACAAAAAAAAAUUCUGAAAAAACUAAAGAUUCUUCUCAAGAAACAUUAAAAGUAAUUGACAAUGAAGUAAAAAAAAUUGAUGAAAUAAGUGAAAAAUGUUUACAAGAAACUGUAAAAGUUGAUGAUAAAGAAAUAAAGGAAAAUGAAGAAACUUUUAAACUUGAUAAUCAAGAAACAAAGGAAAUUUUAGAAAAAAUUUCCCAAACAACUUCUAAUGUUGAUUGUGAUAAUAAAGUAAAAAAUAAUGAAGAAACAAUUUCCAAUUCAGAAGUUUAUCAAGCAUUUCUUCUUGAAUUCACAAGAGAGGAGAGAAAAAUUCAUUGUUUAGAAACGGAAAAAUCAAAACAAAUACGAAUUCAAUUUUUAUAUCGAGAAAAAGAUCAACGAACGAUGGAAAAAUUUUUAUUACUUGUUCAUCAAGAAUAUAUUCGUAUGUACAAUAUUGCGAUUGAUGUAUCGGAAAGUGAAGAACAAUUAAUAAAAGAAUUAAAAUCAGAAAUAUUAGUAAAAAAUUUUCUAUGGGCACAAUGGGACUCAACUAAUCAAGUUUUGUAUCAUAUUCACGAGAGAAAGCCAGCUGUGAGUUUAUUUACAGAUAUGAGCCCUGGAGUUCUUCCAAAACCUUCCAAUUCUUCUCCAACACUCAGCGGAUUUCAAUUUCACGAUGAUCUUCCUCACGAGACGGUGUUGAACAUACCGUUGAAUCUACCACAGCUUCCUGAUGCGAAUAACUGUGGUACAUACGAAGACGACGUGAUUCCAUUGCGAAUUCACGAUUGUUCUCUCGAUCUUAUUGUAAUAUCAGAUUCAAAGGGAAUGGUUUGCGUUUGUCAUCAUUAUCUUUAUCGUCCAAUAAAACCUCCGCAACAUGUUCUCAAUUCUGCUCUAAGCGAUUCGAAUACAGUACACUUUGCCUAUUCAAUAACACUUCUUCAUCAUAGUUGUGUAAUUCAUUGUGUAAUUCCAGGAAUUCCUUGGAGUCGAGCAAAACUCAUGAGACCAACAUUUGCCCUCUAUGGAAAUCAUCAUAUGAUUGUAUUCGUUCAAAAUUCUUUUACACAUCUUCUUGAAAUUGGUCUUCAUCAUCAACCAUGUUGUCAUAUUUUGUGUGGUCCAUUACCAUCAGUACCCACAGAAUCAUCAUAUCUCGUUCCAUUACUCAAUAUUCACGAUGGAAACAAGGAAAAUAAUUCAUUAACAAAAUGUUCAUCCAAUAUUCUCACAAUUGAUUUACCAACAUUAAAUCUCGUGACACUAACAAUUCCAAUAAAAUUCUUAAUUGAAACAUAUUCCAAUGAAAAAUCAAUUGAUGUACGUUUAGCAAUUUUACAUUAUUUUUUUUGUCAUCGAAAUGAUUUGGAUAUUGUUGGUGAAUUAAUUUCAAUAGCGGCGGAAAAACCCAGAUCACUUGAUUUAGUAAAAAUAUUUCAAGAAUUUUUAAUAAGUGGAUCAAAUGCAUUGGUGCAAAAAAAUUUACUAUUGGAUACAAUGCCAUUAUUGGCAUUAUUGCCAAUUACAACAUUAGAUGAAUGCUCGGAAUUAGAUGCAAAAAUUAAUGAUCUCAAUGUUAGUUUAACGCAUGAAAAACUUUGGAAUACUUCUGUAAUGUUAUUGUCACCUCAGCAAAGAUUAGUGCCAUAUAGAAGUGAUUUGUGGACAAAAUUAUGGGAUCAAUUGAGUAAACGAAAUGGCGAUUUACCACGAUUUAAACCAAGUAAAGUUGCUGAAAAAUUGCUCAUGUCUUUGGCUUGUUAUCAACCGGAAGCUUUAUCCAGAUCCAGUACGCCAAUGUCGCCAAGUGGAGGUCUUCCAGUAACGUCAGCAACACUUGGAGAAUUAAUGGGUAGUCGUUCUCACAAAUAUUUUGAAUCGAAUUUGCCAUUUAUUGAAAUGGAAAGUUGUACAGCAUCAAAACAGGAGCAUAUUGUUGCUGUGAAUUUACGUGAAUUAUCAAUGUUUUUAUUAAAACACGGUACACAAUCGUCGACAAAAAAUUUUCAAGGAAGUUGUACACCUUUACACGUUCAUGCAAUGUCAUCAAAACAUGUUAGCGCCCAAUUGGAAACUUCACGACUUUUAUGUCAAAUGUUGUGCAAAACCGCAAAUGUUGAUUCAAGAUUAGAACAAGAACGUGGCUUUUCUUUGGUAGAUAAAUUAGAUGAAGCACGACGCUGGUGGCUUUUUACGUUACUUGAACGUUAUAAAUAUGCAACUGAAAGUAUUGCGUUUCCUGUACCUCAGGGAUUCACGUCAUUUUUCACUUAUCUAGGAUAUAGAACAUUGAAAUAUUCAAUGUUUCUGCAAUACGUAAAACAUUCCGCUUUUGAGUUACAAGUGGAUGUUGCAAAAAUAAUUAUGGCUGAUGUAAGUGACUCGAAGGAGAACAUUCCACGAAAAUUACAAUUAUUAUCAUUGCUACCAAGAUCUCGAGCGAAACGUUUGUUAAAUCAGUGGUUACAUCCGAUAAGUCUCAUGUUAAGGGCAAGAGAACACGCGACAAACAUUUUAUCUGGAGAAAUUUGUCCAAAUCGAAGUAGACAACAACAUCGUCAUCCACACAGUGGAAUUUCUGCUUUCCCUUCUGCUAAUCGAUUAUCUCCUUUAGACACUUUUCUGGAUUUACUUACUGCGAAAGCAAGUCUCACGGAAUUAGAUUUUGGUUUAUUGAACGAAGCAACUGUGACUUCAAUUGAAGAUUUUAUCUGAUCUCGAUGAGUUGGAAUAAUUUUUUUUUUUAUUCAAAGUUACCAAAAAAAGAAAACAAAAUUUCUUGAUCUCAAUAUAAGAGAAUAUUUUUCACAUUCCUUUGCCCAGCUGUGAAUAGAAAGUAAUUUUUCGUUUUUAAAGUAGCGUCUACAGUAGAAAAGAAAAAUAUCUACACCUCGAAUUUAUUGUAGACGCUGCUUGAAAUGGAUUUAGAAAAAAAAAGAA